Molecule: messenger RNA, 3690 nt
Organism: Oppia nitens
Lineage: Eukaryota; Metazoa; Arthropoda; Arachnida; Sarcoptiformes; Oppiidae
Product: endoplasmic reticulum aminopeptidase 1-like
Exons: 6
Coding region: 592-3690 (1032 amino acids)
Biological process (GO): peptide catabolic process; proteolysis
Cellular component (GO): cytoplasm
Molecular function (GO): zinc ion binding; peptide binding; metalloaminopeptidase activity
Source: RefSeq, a predicted model, not a curated record
UAUUGGCUACAAACGUGUGAAUCAGUUAACGUAAUACCACUUCAACAAAACAAUAAAUAAGAAAAGAGAAAGAGAAGUGAUAACAACAAUCUCUUAACCACUUAAAUGUUUAAAACUUCAAAAAACACACUUCAAGUGGUGAAGGAUUAGAAGUGCAUUUGAAAAUAUGACAAUUACUGUGUCAACAAUGUUGUUGUCGUUGUCUUGGAGGUAUAGGGACUGACAUUCAAACUAUCAUUAACAGCAGUUCCCCCUUUAGUCUUCAUACAUAAGCCGUUUACAUAAUAUCUGUGACGAAAAAAAGUGAUUAAAACUUUUUGAUACCAAAUCAUUAUUUGAUCUAACAAUCAUCCCUAAGCAGUUCCAACAGCAACUCAGGGGUGUCGCCAACACUGACAUAGUUUUUAAGUUUGUUUGUCAUAUUCAUUAUCUAAUGAAGACACUUUCUCCCGGUGAGGACACCUCCCGAACAAAUUGGUAACAAUUGAGUUUCUAUCGAUAUUGUGGAAGAAACGUCACAAUCAUCUUCUGGUCAUCGGCGGUAACAGUGCCGACAUCGAUCCCGAAGACAGUUCGGUCGGGUCGACAACUAUGACAAUACCAAUGACCGAGUUGGAGAUCGACGAUGUGGCCUUUCUUACCGGAGCCGACGGAAAUGGACAUGACGGUAGCGAUGGUAAACACCAAUCGUCGACCAGUUGUGCCGGACUCAUAUGUCCGAACUCGUCGGCAAAAAGCCGACACCAUCAUCGCCAUCAUCGGCACAGUGACGGUCAAUCGGGCGCUCAUUCGGUGCUCAAUUGGCGCAAAUCCAAUGUCCUGACGAUGGGAUUGUGUUCACUUUUGGUCAUCACUAUUAUAGCCUUAAUCAUAGCCUUCUUUCCAUUCCAUAAUCAAUGUUUUACUGGUCACACAUUAUCGCAUACCGGAUCGUACGGGCCGGACGCCGAUCAUCGUCAACACAAACCGGACAGUAGCGGCACCGGUAGUCGACAUCAAUUGUCUCAAUCGCCGUUGUUGUCCACCACAGGUGAACUGUUUCCCUGGACAGACAUCCGGUUACCAGCGUUUGUCGUGCCAUUCAGCUAUGAGUUAUCCAUGAAACCAAAUAUGACUACCUUUUACAACACGGGUAGUGUAUCCAUAUGGCUAACAGUGACCGAGAGGACAGACUUUGUGGUAAUACAUACGAAAAAAUUAAAUAUCACUGACAUCACAAUGACUAGUGCUGACGAUAUGGACGUACCGGUUAUCCGACGGCUGGAAUGUACACAACACGAACAGUUGUUUAUAGGUUUUGAUGGCUUACUUGUGCCAAACCGUAACUAUAGUUUACGGUUAACGUUUGAGCGACAACUGGAGGAACAGUUGGAAGGCUUUUACGUCAGUUCAUAUGUGGACACCAGGACUGGUGUCAGAAAAUAUUUGCUGACAACUCAUUUUGAGCCGACGUCCGCGCGAUCAGCAUUUCCUUGUUUUGAUGAGCCGGCGCUCAAAGCCUCGUUUUCCAUGAAAUUGGUUCACGAAAGAGACUUCGAAGCCUUCUUCAACUCUGAGCGCGUGGAUCGCGUUCCGUACAAUAAGGAAGGCCUUAUUAUGUCGGUAUUCGAGCCGACAGUCCCGAUGUCUACCUAUUUGGUGGCAUUCAUAGUAUGCGAUUUCAACAUACACGCUAAACAGACUCGCGAGGGCAUCAACAUCCGGGCCAUAGUACCCGAUGAACAGGACUCACAGUCCAACUAUGCUCUCAAUUCGGCCGCUUCUAUACUCAGCUACUACCAGGAGUUCUUUAAUAUAACAUAUCCAUUAAGUAAACUAGAUUUAGUGGCCGUACCUGACUUUGGCGGCGGUGCGAUGGAAAACUGGGGUCUCAUUACAUUUCGGACAUCGGUUUUCCUUUACAACGACAACGAAAGUAAUAGCGAAACACAGGAACAGGUGGCCAUUGUUGUCGCUCACGAAUUAGCGCACAUGUGGUUCGGCAACUUAGUGACAAUGAACUGGUGGGACGACCUCUGGCUCAACGAGGGUUUCGCUUCGUAUAUUGAAAAUCUUGGCGUUAAUUAUAUACAUCCCGAAUGGAAAAUGAUGGAACAGUUUGUGGUGACCACCACUCAGUACGCUAUGGCUAUGGACUCUCUUCAGACAUCGCAUCCCAUCAGAGCCGACGUGAAGAAUCCGACAGAGAUUGAGGCCAUAUUUGAUAUGAUUUCAUACAAAAAAGGCGCGUCACUCAUCCGAAUGCUGGACAACUUCUUGGGCAUUGAUAACCUGCGAAUCGGUUUGUCGGCAUUUUUGCACAAAUAUCAGUACAAAACAGCGAAGACCAGCGACUUGUGGCACUCAUUCUCAGAUGCAAGUCGUAUUCACGGCAUUAAUGUGUCGGCAAUUAUGGACACGUGGGUCAAUCAAAAAGGGUUUCCUGUAAUCACAGUCCGACGCAUUGGAAACCAAUUAAUGCUAAAUCAACGACGUUUUCUGUCCAGUAUUCCUGAUUCGGAUAAUAUUGACGACCCGUCAGACAUAUCACCGUUUGGCUAUAAGUGGAUAAUACCGGUCACAAUAAUUACCGAUCGUUCGCCUCGCGAAUCAAGAUUGGUUUGGUUCAACACGUCGGAGAUGUCGAUACCAUUUGAUGCCCAACACCAGUGGUUCAAAGUGAACGUCAAUCAGUCGGGCUUUUAUCGGGUCAACUAUGAGUCCGAUCAGUGGCUCGCACUGACAGAUCUGCUUAACAAUCAUAACUACAAUCGACACGUUUUGUCGGCCAUCGAUCGGUCAAAUCUGUUGGACGACGCCUUCUCGUUCAUGAGGAUUGGUAUUCUCGAUGUGAACUUAACGAUGUCGUUGAGCUUAUAUUUGCGUAAUGGGGAACGGGAUUACAUACCGUGGGAGACUGCACUCUAUCAUUUCGGUAUUAUGGAUAUGCUUAUGGAGCAAAAUCCAUCGCUGCAUCGGUAUAUCUGCGGUCUCAUCGAACCGUUGAUUACCAUAUGGGGUUGGAAGGAUCAGACCACCGAUCCGAUGCUUCUACGCAAACUACGGGCACUGUUGUUGCGUGCGGCGGUCACCUACGGAGACAAACAGUCCAUACAAGUGGCCAAUAGGUAUUUCCAGAGUUGGAUGAUUAACGGCACCAAAAUACCGGCCAAUCUGCGWGAAGUAGUGUACACUACAGGCGUCCAGUACGGGGAUCAGCGCGAAUGGAUGCACUGUUGGCACCGGUAUAUGAAUACAAGUAUACCAUCGGAAAAGAAGCUACUGUUGCUGUCAAUGGGCGCCACCAGAAACUCGUGGCUAUUGGCCCGCUAUCUGAACAGUUCGCUGGACAAAAACCGYGUUCGGCCACAGGACACGGUUCACGUGAUCCAAACUGUUGCCCGAAACCCGAUGGGUCGCGAUAUGGUUUGGCGGUUUGUACGGGAAAAUUGGCACCAAUUUAUCCGUAUGUUCGGCGAGGGAUCGUUUUCUCUCGAUAUGAUUAUCACUGAAACGACGUGGCAUUUCUUGACCCGAUUCGAGCUCAAACAAGUCCAACAAUUCUUUGAGUCGGUGACCGUUGGUUCGGGUGCUCAGGCAUACAGACAGGGCAUAGAAAAAAUCCGAACCAAUAUCUACUGGAAAGACCAUUUAGAGCAUCUGGUCAUCAACUGGUUGGCCAAACAUACCGGUGACGAUGUGGUCCUAUAG